Puccinia graminis f. sp. tritici CRL 75-36-700-3 is the source of this 390-nucleotide messenger RNA. RefSeq lists its product as uncharacterized. Gene Ontology annotation, biological process: coenzyme A biosynthetic process. Gene Ontology annotation, molecular function: dephospho-CoA kinase activity. Lineage: Eukaryota; Fungi; Basidiomycota; Pucciniomycetes; Pucciniales; Pucciniaceae. Bases 1 to 390 code for a protein of 129 amino acids. The record is from RefSeq and is a predicted model, not a curated record. The transcript has a single exon.
AUGCUUGCGAAAUCGGAUGGAAAUCACAGAUAUGAGCUGCUCAAGAACAAGAAACAUGCGCGCCAACUAGAGACGCUCGAAGAGCCUCAAGAAGCCGUGCGAGGCUUUGUGGGAAGGGUGGGCCCAAGCGACCUUCGGAUGGAGACCCCGGUGCUGCAGGACGUGUAUGACCCCACGGCAACCGACCCGACAAUCGAUGGGCUCCUCGUCUCCCUCGAAACUCUGCCCGGCGCCAAGGCUAUCGACACCAUUCGCGCCCAGAACGGCCUCAAGCCCCUCACGACUUACGUCAUCGACCCCGUCAGUAAUCAGCUUACUCUUGCCCAACUCGAUCAGCUGAACCUCAAGAUCAGUAGCACUCAGAUUCGCGCUUGGCUCGAUUCUCAUUAA